AACUGGGAUGGCAGACACUGGUGCCACCAUGUGGAUUUGUAUCUAAGCCAACAAAAUUAGAUGAUAUUCAGAAGAUGACAUCUCCGAAACUUCCAGUCCAUAGAGAUGGUGGAGAGUAUGCAUAUUGUCUCAUAAGAAGCAGGGAGGACCCUAAAGCACCAUAUAAUCCUUAUGAUCUUCAAGUAGUAUCUGCAAAUUCAGCUAGACAGAGUAAAGAAUAUUGGACAAUUACAGCUUCAUAUGUGUCCAAGUUUACCUCAGUACUCGGAAUAGAAGAAAUGGAAAUAACACCUGUAAUUGAAUGGUUAUAUGAAAGGCAACUUUAUUAUGCAUUAUGCAAAUUCAGUAUCUAUAUUAAUUUCAGAAGAGUGAUGUAUGAACAGCUAUUUUUUGCCGAUGAGACAUUUCAAAGCUGCUUGCUUUAUAUCCAAGGAUUGUGCAACGAUGCAUCUAACACCAAAACUUAUAAAUCUGUUGAAGUCAAAGCAAUUCAUUUUAUUAAGAUAGACACAAAUCACACAUAUACGUUGGAUGAAUUUUGUGAGAAACAGUAUCAACAAAGCAAACAAGCACUCCAUCAGCUUCAGAAAUUUAAAGAGAAAGUAGCAGAAAUGAAGGGAGCAGGAAGGCUUUUUCAUCAUUCUCAAGAUGAUGUUGCAGAGAAACCAAAAUAUUUUGAGAUAGCUGAAUGGCGACAUGUGAUAGAUCAAUUUUGUAGGUUUCUUCAGCUUGUGGACCGAAUCUUCCAAGAAUUACUCCGGAAACUUGUACACAAUGCUUUAGAUCUCCUUUUGGACAUAUUUAAAGGUUCUAACAGUGUGACAAUUUCAAAAGAGAAGAAGAAUGAAGAUCUUAUAAGUAACUUUCUUAGCGUCAUCAUCCUCAGUAGACUCACCCGGCGACGCCGAGCUGGGGGAUGCCCUGGAAGAGCGGGGACGCCCCGGCGACCGCUAAGCCUCGUCCUGCCCUCAGCGCCCCGAGGGGCCGGCCAGACGCAUCCACCGAUGUGGGCAGCGCUAACCGGAGGCGAAAGUUGCAGCACAUCCGUUGCUCCUUCGAGGCCCCCUCUGGCGCCAUACCCGGCCUCCGCCGGCGUGAUGGGCUCAGGAACCCCCAGCGAGGUGGGGCCCGAGCUUCCGCUGACAUCCGCCGAGGACUUGAGAAAAGAUGCAACAGGGUAUCCGCCAGGUUGGGAGCAUUUUGCUGGCAUCUACGCGAUGUCAUCCUGGACUCUGGGCGAUGAGACAUUUUGCUCAGUGUUUCUUUUUUUCCUUUCAAUUGUAGAUCCACGGUCCAGUUCUGCAUUGUUCAAUGAAGAGCUGAGAUACAAUGCAAGUUCUUCAACAUUCACAACAGAUCUGUAUGUAGAGCCUAAUAGAAAUGAGUUUUCAUCACAAUUACAAGGAAUUGUGGAUGGAUUUGAAAACAUCAUUGAUCAGGUCACACCAUUUUUUCAAGAAGCUGAGCUGUCAAGUUUUGUCAGUCAAUCUUCACAUAAAGUGAUGUAUCCAUAUAAGGAUCACAUUGAUUCUGAACAGUAUUUAACAUCAUGGCCCAAUUGUGAUCUAAUUCUGGGAACGGAUCCAGACUACCACAAAAAAAUUCUGACCCUUUUAUCUAUUCAAAAUAGUUGCUUGGUCCAAGUAGAAUGUUACAGCAGAAACUUUAUGAACUACUGUGAAAUGGUGGAUAAAGCAAAAUAUAUAACUGACAAGAUAAUAGCACGGAAAAGAGAGCUAUCUACACACGAUUUUAGAUACAUGUUGCAAAAUUAUACAAUUGAUACUAUGGAAAUUGCUCUGCUUAAUAUUAUUCAUUCAUGCUUUUAUGCAGUUAUUGAAGCAAAGAACAUACAUCUUGUGGAAGUCAUCCAGACCGCAGUAACAAAACUGAGCAAAGAUCUUACAUCAGUGGAUGGAUUCGUUGAUUAUUUACUAAGUCUCCAAGAAAUUGAAUCACAACUACCCACACUAAAGGCAGACUGUCAUAAUCUGUCUGAAUUCUACUUUAUUUCAAAAGACUAUGACAUCUUUCUUCCACUUCAACAACUUGCUCUGUAUCAGACUGCAGUGCGUUCUCUUCAGUAUCUUCAAUCAGUUGUCAUCAUUUGUGAAAAAAAUAAGGAUGAAUAUGUUAUAAAGUUUAAUGAAGAUUUGGGAAAAUAUAUUGAUAAUGUGCAGACUGAAAUCAGAGAAUUAAAAAACAAGGUGAGAAACCCUGUUCUUCUUCUCAGUGAAACAUGGGUCAAGACAGCAAAAGAGAUGAUCCAAAGCCUCAUCGCAGAAGAUGAAGCUAUUCGUGAAAAAAUUGUAAAUUAUGCACAUUACCGAGAAAUUUUUGACUUUUCUAUUGCUGACAUGAAAUCAGUGUCACUGGAGAAGCUUUCACAACAAAAUCAAUCUGGAGAUACUCAAAGGGUGAAUGCUGAACUGUCUGAAAUUGAGGGUGAACUGGGAUUACGCCAGUUGUUAUGGAAUUCACAGGAAGAAUGGACUAAGCUUUUCUUUAAGUGGAAAAACACUAUUUUUUGGAAUCUUGAUGUAGACUUUAUUCAAAAAGAAGUUAACAGAUUCAUUCACAUUAUACAUAUUUUAGAAAAAGGCUUGCCUGAAAAUACCGUUUUACCUGCUCUGAAGACAUCAUUGUUGGUUUUUAAAGAAUUCUUGCCUGUUAUCAUGUCUUUAAGGAAUCCCUGCCUUCAGCCUAGGCAUUGGGAAAUCAUAAAGAAUUUUAUUGAAGAGUCAGUUACUUGGGAUAAAAAAACAACCCUGGAUAAAAUCCUGGAACUUAAUUUACUUCAAUACAGGAGAGAAAUAAAUGAAGUUUCUAUAAUGGCUACCAAUGAAAUAACCCUUGAAGUAAUGCUGAAAAAGAUCAUUGUCCUUUGGUCCAAAACUGAUCUUCAUUUGUCUCCAUAUCACUCCGAAACAUCUACUACUGUAAUUAUUUCAUCUGCUGAAGAUAUACUGGCUCUAUUAGACGAUUCUCAAGUGACAAUUUCAACAAUCAAAGGCUCUUCCUUUGUUGAACCAAUUAAGAGACUUGUGGAUGCCUGGGAUCAUAAACUGAAUAUAUUUUCGACCACCAUGGUGGAAUGGUUGACUUGUCAAAGGAACUGGAUUUACCUUGAGCCAAUCUUUCAUGCUGCAGAAAUAAAAAGGCAGCUUCCAGUAGAGGCUAAUCUUUUUUCUCAAGUGGAUAACAAAUGGAAAGAGAUAAUGAAACGUACAGAAGAAAAACCAAAUGCUCUUAGAGCAGCUACAGCUGCAGGAGUUUUUGAAAUGAUGCAGACCAACAAUGCUCAGCUGGAGAAAAUACAGAAAUCUCUUGAGGGUUAUCUUGAAGUUAAACGUAUGGUUUUCCCAAGAUUUUAUUUUCUCAGCAAUGCUGAACUUCUUGAAAUAUUAGCUGAACGAAAAUCCUCUGAUGCAGUACAGCCUCAUCUUGUGAAAUGCUUUGCUAAUAUAAAGAAAUUAUGUGUUCGUGUUCAAGAACAGAGACCUCCAGUGGUUUUAAUGAUCAAGUCUGCAGAAGGGGAAAUUCUUCUACUUCCAAAAGCUAUUCGUAUUAGAGGUCCUGUUGAACAGUGGCUAGGAAAUGUUGAAAGUACCAUGUGUGAUAUGAUAAAAAGAUUUAUAGCUGUUGGAAUUACAGAAUGGAGUCAAAUGGAAUUAAAAGAAUGGUUUUUUACUCAUCCAGGACAGGUGAUUCUACUUGUGAGUCAAAUAAUGUUUACUAACGAUUGUGAAACGAAUUUUCAAACUUCUGAUCCAAAGAAGGAGAUGAUAGCAAGCCGUGAUGAAGUAAUCUACAUUCUAGAUCAAUUUACAGAGAUAGCAUCAGAAAUUCUUCCCUUUCACAAGCAAACCACAUUGGAGGCUCUGGUUACUUUGUACAUCCAUUUCAGGGAUAUACUAACUACAAUGAUACAGCAUAAAGUCUUUAAAAGUGAAGAUUUUGAAUGGAAAAGGCAGUUACGUUAUGAAUGGCAUGAACUUAGCCCUUGUAGAGUUAUUCAAGGUUAUGCAUCCUUUGAUUAUGAUUAUGAAUAUUUGGGCUGCUCUUCGCGAUUGGUUAUUACCCCUCUCACAGAUAGAUGCUGGUUAACCCUAACUGGAGCUCUACAGUUGAAUCUGGGAGGCUGUCCUGCUGGUCCAGCUGGUACAGGAAAAACAGAAACUAUCAAAGACCUAUCAAAAGCCCUGGGAAAACUCUGUCUCGUUUUUAACUGUUCUGAAGCAUUGGAUGAUAAGGUGAUGGGGAAAUUUUUCUGUGGAUUGGUGCAGUCUGGUGUAUGGUGUUGUUUUGAUGAAUUCAAUCGGAUUGAUGUAGAAGUUCUUUCUGCUAUUGCAUCACAGAUUCAAGCAAUCAAGGCAGCCAAAGAUAGCCUUUCUGUCAGAUUUGUUCUGGAAGGCAAGGAAAUGCGUCUAAAACCAUUCUGUGGAAUCUUUAUUACCUUGAAUCCAGGAUACAAAGGUCGGGUGGAACUCCCAGACAAUUUAAAGUCAUUAUUUCGACCUGUAUCAAUGAUGGUACCGGAUUAUAAACUCAUUGCUGAAAUAAUGUUGUUUUCAGAAGGUUUCAGAUCUGCAAAAUCACUCUCUGGGAAGAUAGUAAAUCUUUACCAGCUUUGUAGCAAGCAAUUGUCUCAACAGGAUCAUUAUGAUUUUGGCAUGAGAGCAAUAAAAGCAGCUUUAAUAAGGGUUGGUCAGAAGAUACAGGAGCUAAAAACACAAAACAGUAAUACAAGGUUUUCAGAGGUAGAAGAAACUCGUAUUAUGAUCAGUGUGCUGAAAGAAACUAUUUUACCAAAAUUCCUUGUUGAAGAUGUUUCACUAUUUGAGGACAUUUUGACAGAUCUAUUUCCAGGAAUGAAGAUUCCAAAAGUAAAUCCAUUGCAACUAGAGAAGGCAAUAUCUGUUGCAAUACAACAAUUAUGUUUGCAACCCUGGGCAAGUCAGAUAGAGAAGGUUGUGCAGUUUUACAACCAAAUUAUGGCUCAUGUUGGUGUGAUGCUAGUAGGACCUACAGGUGGAGGGAAGACUACUAUUAGAACGAUUUUGGGAAGAGCCUUGAUAAUCUUACUAUUACUAGAUUUUGAAAGUCUUACAAAACUGGAUCCUAUUUUACAGAAUAUUAUAAAGAAAGGCAAAGUAGACACUUUUGUUAUAAACCCAAAGUGUGUCAGUCUUGGUGAACUUUUUGGACAGAUAGAUCCUAACACACAGGAGUGGUCAGAUGGUCUUUUAGCAUCCGCAGUACGAUCAUUUGCCAAACUUUCUGCCAAAAAACCUAAGAAGAAAGACCAAAGCAGCAUUGGAAAAUCUGGAAUCCACCCCUUGUACACUAACCUAAUAUGUGGUGAAUUUGACAGAAGUGACAAAGCUUGUGGAUUUAUCCUGGAUGGUCCAGUAGACACAUUGUGGGUAGAAAACUUGAAUUCUGCAUUAAGAUGACUCUCCUAGAGACAUUUGUGCCUUGCUAACAGUGAGCAGAUCUAUUUACCACCAGGAAUGAGAAUGAUAUUUGAAGUGGACAGCAGCCUCUCUCAAGAAGCUAGCCCUGCAACUAUUAGUAGAUGUGCCAUGGUUUAUGUACAUGAAAUGGAUCCAGUCGAUCUAGGAUGGGAGCCAUAUAUGUCAAGGACAUGGUUGAAAAAACAUUUCUGCAGGUUUUCAGAAAGCUGUGUUGUCCCCAUUCCCCUCACAGAAGCUCAGAUGAAGAGCUUUGCAAGCAGACCUCCCUACCUUGCUGCACAGUUCCAGCCAAGAAUAUCGAAGCCAGCUUUCCCGCACACCCAGGAGGGAUUUGGCAGCUCGGCUGCGGAGGGACCAGAGUCAGGCAGGGCAAAACCAUCGCCUUCCAUGGAGGCUCCAGCAGAAGGACCUCCCGUAGAAGAAAGCAGCAGCGAGCAGGGCCGGGGACCGUGCCGAGCAGCGGCCGCCACCGGACCUGCAACGGAUGGGAGCUUGGCCUUCGAGGCGCCAGCCGUUAAGCCAGCCCGGCUCCAACACGGUUCCUCCUACCCAUGCCGAGUUAGGAGUCCCGGUGCUCCCCGGCCAAGAAGGAACCUGCAAGCCCCCAGUCCAGGCAACAGCCUCGAUACGACGACAAGGCAAGAGCGGAGGCCAGGGGGGGGAGGGUGGAAGUCCCACAGGCUGAAUUCUCAGCCAACAGCAGUGGCCCAGCGGCAGUGGCUGGCCUGGCAUAGCAGCACCGCCAGAAGGAUUGUGGCGCUUUUGGCCGAACAAAUAGACCAGGCCCUGGGAGGCCAGGGGAGGCAGCCGCCCGGCACAAGAGCAGCCCGCAGUAAAAGCAGCAGCCACGACCAGCCAAAGAGAGAGGCGAGGAGGGAAAGUGGCAGUACAGGAAUCCCGUGUGGCAUUGUCCAGUGUGGCAUUAAGAUGACUCAAACUAGUGAAUCCUUGCUGUGUCUUCUCAGCCUUGAUAUCCAGUUUCCAGGAGAAGACAGAACUGUUUUUGAUUACUUUGUAGAUCUGCAAACAGGAAAGUUUGUAUCAUGGGGAGAAUUAGUUCCUUCUACACAAUAUCUUAUUCAGCAGGAUCUGAACCCAACAAAAGGAAUGCCUGAUCCAGAUAACCCAUGUUCAGAACAAACAAAAGAUGCUAUAGUUACCAUACUACAACUUAAUGCACAUACCAGUGCUGCCCAAGCACAGGCUUUGAUUCUUCAGAAACUAGUACUGAAAAACAAAGACGUCCUUGGUGCGCCACAAUCAAAACGGGUGUUAAUAUUUAUUGAUGAUCUGCAUGUGCCGAUACCAGAGAAAUAUGGGUCCCAGCCACCACUUGAGCUGAUACGACAGUUUCUGGAUUUGGGAGAAUUUUAUGACACACAUCAGCUUGUGUGGAAGCAUGUUCAGGAUGUGGCAUUGGUUGCAUCUUGUGCACCUUCAAGUGAAGGAACAAAACAGAUCAGCCCUCGUCUUCUGUCACAUUUUUGCAUAUUAACAUUACCUGCAACUUCCUUACAAUCUUUGCAGCGUAUUUUCCAGGUACAACUGGGAACAUACUUUUAUAACAAACGGUUCUCGGUAGAAGUUCAGAAGUGCACUGACUUUUUAACAUGUUCCUCUAUUGCUCUGUACUACAAAAUGUCUUGGUCGAUGCUUCCAACUCCCACCAAAUGCCAUUACACAUUUAACCUGCGAGACCUUUUCAAGGUACUUCAAGGAUUGCUGCUAGCCCACAAGACUGUCAUUGUAUCAAAAGAAACUGCAGCAUUACUCCUUGUGCAUGAAUCAGCCCGGGUUUUCCAUGAUCGUCUCACUGAACCUACAGAACGAGAGAUUUUUUAUCAGUUUCUUUCUACUGAGAUUCAUAACUAUUUUAAAAUAUUUUGGUCAAGGGAGAAAUUGAUGGAAGAUUCGCCUAUGUUUGUGAGUUUUUUAGAUGCAAACAAACCUGUGGAAAACAGAAUCUAUAAACAUGUUACUAACCAUAAGUGGCUUCUGUUGGUACUGGAAGAACAACACAAUAAAAUUCAGAAAAUGUAUUCUGAGGUUGGUCUGGAUGGAACUGGGAAAUCAAUCUGUGCAUCCUUAGCCUGUCACUUAUCCUUAUGUAGCCUGUUCAAGUUAUCUAUUUUUCAUACUUACAAUCAUGUCAACUUUAGAGAUGACCUUAAAAAAGUCUAUAAGCAGGCGGGCCUGGAAGGCAAGAGGACUGUUCUUCUCAUCAAUGAGUCAGACAUAAUUCAAUUGUCAUUUUUAGAAGACUUGAGUUGUAUUCUACACUCAGGACAAGUGCCUGAAUUAUUUCAGAAGGAGGAGUUGGAUAAAAUUAUUGUUACCCUUACACCUGUUGCUGAAAAAGCUAACUGCUCCAACAGUGUAGAAGAUAUCUACUCAUUAUUUUUGCAGAGAGUACAUAGCAAUCUCCAUGUAGUUUUUAUAAGUUCCGCAGGACAGACAUUCCGUCAAUACUGCCGUGCAUACCCUGCCAUUGUUAAUUGCUGUACAGUUGACUGGUAUGAAAACUGGCCUGAAGAAGCCUUCUGCCAUGUUGCAAAAACCUAUUUUACUGAUGGUUGCACAUUUCAAGAUGAGGUAAAUUUAAGAAACUUGCUUGUUCCUGUGUGUGUAAACAUCCACAAAAAUGUUUCUAUCAUAAUUGAGAAUUAUUUGAAGGAAACUAAAAGGCACUACUAUAUCACCCCAAACACUUACUUGGAGUUCAUAAAAACAUUUGCAACCAUAUUUCAAUCAACAGAAGAGAAAAUUCUGAAUGACAGAGUUUGCUAUUAUUCUGGUCUGACCAAAAUAUUAGAAGCCACCUCACAGAUUACGGAAAUGCAAGAGGAGUUGCUUGUCCUUGGUCCUCAAAUAGAUAAAAAAUCAAAGGAAAUAGAAGAACUUGUAGAAAAGCUUCACAGAGAUUCAUUAGUUGUAGAACAAGUUCGAACUCUAGUUAAACAGGAUGAAGAACUCAUGGCUGCAGAAAUACACAUUGUGGAAGAAUAUGCUCAGCAAUUGAAAGAGGAGUUCAGUGCUGUGUUACCAUCUCUGGAGAAAGCUAAUGCUGCUCUUGAUGCACUUGACAAAAGUCACAUUGCUGAAAUUAGAGUGUAUACUCACCCUCCUCCACUUGUACUAACUGUUAUGAAUGCAGUGUGUGUUCUUCUUCAAAAGAAACCUACUUGGGCAUCAGCAAAAUUACUCCUUGCAGACCCGGGAUUUCUCAAGAAGUUGACUACUCUUGAUAAAGAUAAUUUGCCAGAAAAGGUGUUUCGACAGCUGAAAAAAUACAUGAAGUCUCCUGACUUUAGCCCAGCAAAAGUGGGACUUGUGUCUGUUGCCUGUUGCUCUAUCUGUCAAUGGAUUUUAGCUUUAGAUAAUUACCAUAUAGUAAAAAAGUUCGUAGACCCAAAACAAGCCAAGGUGACAGAAGCAGAGGAAGCAUUAAAGCGUGCACAUGAAAAACUGGCUGAAAAACAAAGAGGUUUAGUCCUGAUUGAACAACAUCAGCAAAAUUUAGAAGCAAGAUUUGAACAAAGUAUUGCUGAACAAGAAAUGCUAGCAACUCGAAAAGAUCAAACAACACAACGUUUAAAAAGUGCAUCUAUACUAAGCAUAGCUCUGAAGGAUGAGACGGAACGCUGGAAAGAACUGGUUAAUAGCAUGGAUCAAAGACUGCAAGGAACUGUGGGUGAUGCUGUUAUUUCAGCUGCAUGUAUUGUCUACAGUGGAGUGUUAAUAAGAGAGUAUCGUCAGCAGCUAGUGAAUGUGUGUCUGAAACUCUGUAAUGAAGGCAAUAUUCCUGUAUCUUCAAGUUAUUCACUAGUAAACUGCAUGACAGAAAAAAUUGAGGUCCGUCAGUGGCAAAAUGAAGGUUUACCCCUUGACCAAUUUUCCACGGAAAAUGCUAUUCUUAUUAAACAUGGACAACGAUGGCCUUUACUAAUUGAUCCAGAAAGACAGGCUUACAGAUGGAUAAGUCAAAUGGCAAGAGGCUGUUUACGACAAAUUAAUGCUACAGAUUCCACUUACUUAAGAACACUUGAAAAUUCUAUACGUAUUGGUGAAUCAGUCCUUCUAGAGGGUAUUACUGAAACAUUGGAUUCAAAUAUGAAAUCAAUCCUAAGCAAGGACAUCUACAUAAAAGGAGGGCAAAAAUUUAUCAAGAUAGGAGAGCAUGAAGUUGAGUACAAUGCAAACUUUAGACUAUGCAUGACAACCGAGAAAGCUAACCCUAAUUUUCCACCAACAAUAUGCAAAAUGGUGACAAUGAUAAAUUUCACCAUAACAUUCCAAGGUUUGCAAGAUCAGCUUUUGUCUGCGGUUGUUAUUCAUGAAAAACCAGAGCUUGAACAACAGCGUUGUGAGUUGUUAGAAAAUAUAUCGGCUGACCUAGUUACCCUUCGGAAACUUGAACAAGAAUCACUUAGACUUCUACAAAAAACAGAUGGACAUAUUUUAGAUGACCAGGACCUCAUUAACAAUUUACAAAGAACAAAAAUCACUUCAACAGAAAUAUCUGAACGAGUUGAAGAAUCAGCCAGAACAGAAAAUAUGAUAGAAAAAAUACGUAAAAACUAUAUUCCUAUUGCAACUCGAGGUGCUGUACUAUACUUUAUGAUAUCAGAUCUUGUCCACAUAAAUUAUAUGUAUCAGUUUUCAUUGGUGUGGUUUCAUAAGAUCUUUGUAGAUUCCAUGGAUUAUACUAGGAAACUGAAAAGUCAUAUUUCUUUGAGUGAGUCACAUAUUCCUGUGACUGGAACAGUUCGAGCCCUCUAUAUGCAAAGAAGGCAUUCCACCACAGAACAAUGGGAAGAAUGUGAGACAGAUAGCUUCAACAGACAUGUUAAUAAUAUACUUGACAAGUUAACAAGUAAUGUUUAUGAGACAGUUUCUUCAGCUCUUUUUAGUGAACAUCAACUAUGUUUUUCUUUCUUGCUGUGUGCCACAAUCAUGAAAAAUAAUUGUGGUGAAAAUCAAUUUAGUAACAACUUUGGCUUCAUACCAGAGAAUCAGUGGAACUUCUUUCUCUACUCUAGCAUGAUGGCAAAUAUUAAGGAUGCAGAAGACCCUGGAAAUAAUGGUUCUUUUGAAUUUCUGGAAAGUCCUCUUUUUUGGAUUACAGAACUUAUGUGGAAAGAAUGCCAGUACAUGAACGCUCAUAUACCGACUUUCAGCCUGUUGUGUAAUUCUCUUUUAUCAAAUUCUCACCAAUGGGAAGCUUUUCUUAGUAGUCAGAAUGUGUAUCGUUUCCUUAGUGAAUGUUAUAGCCCAAUUUUUUCAGCAAAGCAAGGUGAAAAUUAUGAUCAGGAUCAUGCAUCUUCACAUUUUCCUUGGGAGAAUCUUUCUUUAUUUGAAAGACUUAUCUUGAUAAAAGUUCUCCGACCAGAAUGCUUAAGUGCUGCAGUAAGAGAAUUUGUAUUUGAGAAACUAGGCUCCAAAUAUCUUCAGGCUGGAGGUAUUAAUCUGAAAAAAAUGUAUGAAGAAUCCAGCUGUACAACACCACUAAUUCUUAUCCAUACUCAAGGAGUGGAUGCCGCAGCUCUCCUUUUACGCCUUGGUCAGGAAAUAAAAGGAAAUACUCAACAUGUAAAAAUGAUAUCUUUGGGUCGUGGUCAAGAAAGCAAAGCUGAAGAAUUGAUAUAUAAGGCACAGAUGCUUAGUGGACAGUGGGCAUUUCUUCAGAAUUGUCAUCUUGCAACAUCAUUUAUGCCCAGGCUUUGCAAAAUUGUUGAUUUGUUUACCAAAACAAGUACAAACAUAAACCCUCAGUUUAGAUUAUGGUUAAGUUCAACACCAUAUUGUUCUUUUCCUGAGUCUAUCUUGCGGAAUGGCAUUAAGAUAGUCAUUGAAUCCCCACAAGGACUGAAAGGAAAAUUACUUCAGACAUUUGGGAUAAGUGGUACUGGAGAGGUGACAGAAGAUAUAUUCAACAAGCCUAUCUGUGGGCCAUCAUGGAAAAGGCUUUUGUUUAGUCUGUGUUUUUUCAAUGCUGUAAUCCAGGAAAGAAAGAAAUAUGGAGCUUUGGGCUGGAAUAUUCCAUAUGAGUUUAGUUUUUCAGAUCUGGAGGUUUCUAUCCAGAUGCUAGAGAUUCUUCUUGGGAAGCAACAAGAUGUUCCUUGGACAGCACUCUGUUAUUUAACUGGAGAAGUCGUGUAUGGAGGUCGUGUAACUGAUGACUGGGACCGUCGAUGCUUGCUUAGCAUCCUGGAAAAAAUUUGUAAUCCUUCUUUGUUGGAAGAGGAUUUUGCUUAUACUAGAGACAAUGUAUACAGGCCUAUCUCUGAAGCGGAUACUUUAAAAGACUGUAGAGCAUAUCUACAAACUCUCCCAGAGGCUGAUGCUUCAGAACUGUUUGGAAUGCAUCCAUGUGCUGAAAGAGCAUUCUUAAAAUCUCAAGCACAGAUGUUUGUUGAUGCAAUUGCCAGUACAGAGCCAAAGAGCCUCACAGCUGCCUUUAUAACCAGUGUUGCAAAGACCCAGGAUGAAAUAGUAAUGGACUUGGUAUCUGACAUUCUGACACGAUUACCACUGACUGUAGAAGAUAUAGGACUGACAACUGAAACUAAAACAACUCUUGGUCGCUUUAUGUCAGGCCCUAUAUGGGCUGCUCUUGUGAAUGCUGCUAAAGGUCCUGGUUCUUUUAUCAGUACCCCUUUGAUAACUGUCUUGCGUCAGGAGAUUGACCAAUUUAAUCAUUUAUUGUCCUUAAUAAUUCAGUCAUUACGAGCACUUCAACAAGGUACGCAAGGCAAGAUUAUGUUCACCACAGAAGUAGAACAGCUUUAUAAUUCAGUACUAAAAGGCAAAGUGCCAGACCUGUGGCAGCAACAUUCUUAUGUGUCAUGUAAACCUCUGGGAUCCUGGAUUGAUGACCUCAUUCUGCGAUUGAAUUUCUUUGCUAUGUGGGCAAAUCAAGUAAUCACCUGUAUGCAGGCAAGACAUAAACGUUUAGUGAUGCUUCAGAGGCCAACAAGAACACCGCUUAAGCCUGAUGAAUAUCCUGACACCUUUAGUGACAGCAAUCAGGGACAUCCCAGUCGUUUUUGGUUGCCAGGUUUCUUUUUCCCACAAGGAUUUCUUACUGCUGUUCUUCAGAAUUAUGCUAGGCUGAAUGGAAUAGCAGUAGAUUCCCUUACUUUUGUGCAUAAAGUUCUUCCAUUUACUCAGAAUAAAGAACAGGAUCUUAGAGGUGGCAAGAGAAAUGAAUAUAUAUUACACAAAGCUUUUCAGGAAUCUUCUGCACCAAAAAGAGGGGUUAUAAUUUUUGGAUUAUAUAUUGAUGGUGCAUGCUGGAGUCCCACUGCGGAAGCACUGGAAGACCCUGACCUGCACACAAGAUUUUACCCACUACCAGACAUACUUUUUUUACCACAACAGAUUGACUCGCGUCCAAGUUCUUCUUACCGAGAGGAUGAAACGUUUCUACAUUAUGAAUGUCCAUUAUACAGGACACCUCAAAGAUCUGGAAUACUGUCCACUACAGGCAUAUCAUCUAAUUUUGUAACCUCCGUCAAUCUACCAACUCGGCUAACUCCCAACCACUGGAUAACAAGAGGUGUAGCACUGCUGUGCCAGUCAGAUGACUGAGGAAUGUAAAAGAAAACAC
Messenger RNA from Sphaerodactylus townsendi, 13086 nucleotides. It is a transcript of the gene DNAH14, whose product is annotated as dynein axonemal heavy chain 14. Gene Ontology annotation, biological process: microtubule-based movement. Lineage: Eukaryota; Metazoa; Chordata; Lepidosauria; Squamata; Sphaerodactylidae. The record is from RefSeq and is a predicted model, not a curated record. Gene Ontology annotation, cellular component: dynein complex. Gene Ontology annotation, molecular function: dynein light intermediate chain binding; minus-end-directed microtubule motor activity; dynein intermediate chain binding.